ACCAUCGGCAGUCAAGCCUACGGUGUCGCCAAGAAGGCCAAGGUCGUCGCCGUUAAGGUCCUCAGGUCCAAUGGCUCCGGUACCAUGUCCGAUGUCGUCGCCGGUGUCGACUUUGCUGUCCAGGAGCACCUGAGACUCAAGGUCCAGCAGAAGGGCAAGUACAAGGGCUCGGUCGCCAACAUGUCCCUCGGCGGUGGCAAAUCCCGCCCACUUGACUCUGCGGUCACGAACGCGGUCAACCAGGGCUUGCACUUUGCAGUUGCUGCCGGAAACGAUAACAGGGAUGCGUGCAGCUACUCACCUGCGGGUGUCGAAGUUGCGGUCACCGUCGGUGCCUCCACUGUUAAGGACGAGAGGGCAUAUUUCUCGAACUAUGGUUCCUGCGUUGAUAUCUUUGGACCUGGUUUGAACAUCGAGUCAACCUGGAUUGGAGGGCCUAAUGCCAAGAGGACGAUCUCGGGAACCUCGAUGGCCUCACCCCACGUUGCUGGAUUAAUUGCGUAUUACCUUUCGUUGGCGCCGGAGAACAGCUCGGCGUUCUCCUCGGGACCGAUCUCUCCAAAGGAGAUGAAGGCGUUGUUGAAGGAGACUGCGACCAGGGACGUGCUGACAGAUGUGGAUUCGAGGACGCCUAACCUGUUGAUCUACAACGGUGGAAAGAAGGACAACUACUAUGCCUGGUAAAUGGCUGAUGGACCUUGGUCCCCCCUCCCUCCCUCUCCAAUCAAGAUGAAAAGCGGUGAAAGAGAACAUGAUUCUUUUUGUACAUAUAUAUAUUAUCCCUAUUAUCUGUUUAUUACUACCAAUAUAUCUACCUAUAUAAGAGCGUCCCUGCAAUGUGCAGUAAACGAAAUAAACCAGCGCCUCGAGCAAAAGAUUUUUUUUU
Gamsiella multidivaricata is the source of this 886-nucleotide messenger RNA. Its product is annotated as peptidase S8/S53 domain-containing protein. NCBI's taxonomy places the organism in Eukaryota, Fungi, Mortierellomycota, Mortierellomycetes, Mortierellales, Mortierellaceae. Gene Ontology annotation, molecular function: serine-type endopeptidase activity. The record is from RefSeq and is a predicted model, not a curated record. The transcript has a single exon. The coding region runs from base 85 to 684 and encodes 199 amino acids. Gene Ontology annotation, biological process: proteolysis.